AUGUCGUCUGAAACCCAAAAGAAAAGGAAAAGCAAAUUGAGCAUAUUCUUAGAUCGUUUACUGUAUUACUUCACUUAUAUAAUAGCAAUCUCGACAUGGUUGCUCUUUACUCUGUUCAUCUCCUUUGGAGAAGUCUUACUUCGGAGAAGAGAAAUUGCACGUUUCCUUGAGCAGACUGCCAUAUACAACUCACUCCUCUUUUUGACUCUCAUCUCUCUCGCAACAGCUUCGAACAGAUCGCCUGGUGUACCAGAUCAGUCACUUGCGCCUCCCAUCCAGUUAUCACAAGCCACAAUUGGGUCAAGCAACGACACAACUCGUUCACGACAAGACUAUACUCCUGAUCCCGAGGAUGACGACGAUGAUGUUCCCUUGAGGUAUUUGAGGAAUUCACAAUGGGUAGACAACAGAAUCGGUAAAGAAAGACCAUCACCAUUACCUAUACCUUCUAAUCAAAGAUACCCUCCAUCACCUUCGUAUUCUCCAGUUCAAUCCGAAUUAGAUCAAUCUCGGUCCGAGUAUUCACCAUUUCCACUAAGUGCUAAGAGCCCUUUCGUACCUACAACAGCCGGAUCUGCAGGUGAAGAUGAACAAGACCUACUUGAUGAGCAUGAAGCGAACAACGCAGCAGAAGGUCAUCGUAACGAGGACGUUUCCGCCUCGCUUCUGCACGACGAAGGUGCAAGAAAUGAAAGAACCAGUUUGAUGGCGAAGAGCAAUAGUGGUGAGAUUAGAUGGUGUAAGAAGUGCAAUGGAUGGAAGCCGGAUAGAUGUCAUCACUGUAGACAUUGCGAACAAUGCGUUUUGAAGAUGGAUCAUCAUUGUCCUUGGGUGGGCAACUGUGUAGGAUAUCACAAUUACAAACCGUUCUUCCUAUUUAUCAACUACGCUUUCCUCUUGUCUCUUUACGUCACCUUUGAAGCGGGAUAUGAGGCAUAUCGGUUUUUCAGAGACCCCUCUGGGUCCGGACAACCUCAUCAACCCGUACAAUUGGAUGCAGGCUCAGAUAAUUUGAGGGCUGCUACAAUAGCAGCAACUGAUAAUUGGGCGGAUGAUUCAGGUCUUGCCCCGGCGGUUUUCAUGAUGUUGACUGUCAUGGGUGGAUUUAUAAGUCUCGCUAUAGGUGGAUUAGUCUUCUUUCAUUGGUAUCUUGCAACGCAUAAUCAGACGACACUGGAAAACAUUACCCAUGCUUAUCCUUCAGCUCUACUUGAUCAGAUCCCGAAAGACGCUCAGUGGAAGGCUGAUCAUCUACUCACACGAUCUGAGCGGAAUCGUUUAAGAUGGGAAGCGAGGGAGAUCAACGUAUAUGAUUUGGGAUGGAAGACAAAUCUAAAGAAUCUAUUCUUUGGCGAAGAUCAACCAAUUACCCUAAUCGGUGUGAUAGGGGCGUUGUGGCCUACAGGGUGGCGAGACAAGCAUGAUCGGAGAUCAGGUCAUUUCUUCGCUCAUGAUCAAGGUAAAUUCGAAACCUUGAGAGAAUUCACCAUGGAAUUGAGAUUUGGGAUCAAACCAAAUCACGAAAAGGCGGAUGAUAGCGAAUUUGAGCAUGGAUCAGAAGAUGAGCACGACGAGGAAUACGAGACCGAUAGAAUGGAGGAGAAAGAUGAUGGCGAUGAAGCGGGAGGCAACAGGAGAGGCGAAGUCAAAUGGUUCGAAGUGUAA
Messenger RNA from Kwoniella shivajii, 1665 nucleotides. RefSeq lists its product as uncharacterized. NCBI's taxonomy places the organism in Eukaryota, Fungi, Basidiomycota, Tremellomycetes, Tremellales, Cryptococcaceae. Gene Ontology annotation, molecular function: protein-cysteine S-palmitoyltransferase activity. Gene Ontology annotation, cellular component: endoplasmic reticulum; Golgi apparatus. Gene Ontology annotation, biological process: protein targeting to membrane; peptidyl-L-cysteine S-palmitoylation. The transcript has 8 exons. Bases 1 to 1665 code for a protein of 554 amino acids. The record is from RefSeq and is a predicted model, not a curated record.